AGCUGCAGACAAUGAAAUUCCGUUUACAUGUUUAGUCUGCUAGAUCGAAAUUCCAGAAGACUCAGUUCACAAGUCACAAACCGAAAGGCUUGAUUGGUGUGUGUAGUGAAAUAAAAGAAACGUGCUCUAUGGAGAAUCAUUUACAAUGUCAGGGUUUUCUGAUGCCGCGUUAGAGAAAAAAUUGGCUGAGUUAAAUAACUCUCAACAAAGUAUUCAAACUUUAUCAUUGUGGUUAAUACACCACCGUAAACAUCAUGCCAGUAUCGUCAAAAUUUGGUUGAAAGAAUUUACUAAAGCAAAAGAUAGCAGAAAACUCACAUUUAUCUACCUUGUCAAUGAUGUCAUCCAAAACAGCAGGAAAAAAGGACCAGAAUUUAGGGAUCAGUUUGGUCCAAUUCUUGGUCCAGCCCUAAAAUUGAUGGGUCAGGCAGUGAAUGAUGAAAACACUCAAAAACGCCUUGAGCGUAUUCUUAAUAUUUGGGGAGACAGGAACAUGUUUGACUCCAAGCAAAUAUCUGAAUUCAGAAAGUCAUUAGAAUUAUGUUUCAAACGAAGGUUUGACAAUGGAGAACCUCCUGUUAAAAUGUCAAGAAGAGAUAGGGGUGAGACUCUGGAAAAUGUGAAAGAAAAUAGAGAACAAGAAGAUCCUGAUAAGAAUAAGAAAGAACGGAGAAAAUCAGAAUGUAAUGAAGUGAUACAGUUUGAUAAAGAAGGGAAGAAAGAAGUUCACAUAACUUUGUCUCCAAAACUACCUGCUAAUGAUGCCCCGGAACCUGAAGAACUCAUUAAAGCUCUGCAAACCCUUGAAAAUGCAGCAUCAAGUGAUGGCAUUGUAAGGAAAAAGAUAACCGAAUUGCCCUCUGAAGUAUCGGACGUCAGCUUGUUAUCGAAAAUUUCAGAUCAAACUCAAGCAGAAGCAUUAACUUGUAAAGUGAAUGAAGCAGUCGAGUUACUUAACGACUACAACGGACGAUUGUUAAAAGAGAUGGAGGAUCGAAAAUCGGUAACCAAGAUGCUCCAUGAAUUUACAGCUGCACAAAAAGAACUUUUGAUUCAAGCUGAAGAAAGACUCCAGGAAUACAAAGAAAAGUUAUGCAAGGUGUAUCAAGUUCGCGAAGAAUUACGUUCCCAUGUUUCCAGUUUGCCAGAUCUUUCACAGCUACCCGACGUCUCGGCUGUUCCACUACCGUCAGCGGGUGACCUUUUCAGUUUACGUUGAUUUUGUUGUUUGUUUCUCUCUCCCUCUCCCUCUGUACCCCAUCCCCAACCUUUCCCUUCUUAUUCCCACCCUCCUCCUUUUGGGUAAUAUGCUCGAGUUCAUAUUUAAUGCUAGGUAUCUGGCAAAGACUGUUGUUUCAGCGUUUCACCCGACCGUAGUUACGUGUUGACAUACAAUUGGUUGGCGAAGCAGUUGUCUUUUUGCACGCAAGGAUUGUCAUCCUCAACAUUGAUUUCCGUUCUUUCUCAGCCAUGAUUGCUGCCCGCUAUUAUAUGUUUGGAGAUUCCUCAAUUUUUUACAUGAUUUCCUUUUGAGAUAAAUUACUUUGCCAGCGCAUAGUUCACUCGGCUAAAGGAUGUGUUGUAUGUUGUACAACAUCAGGCAUGAAUAAAAACCAAAUUAGCGUCA
Daphnia magna is the source of this 1627-nucleotide messenger RNA. Its product is annotated as regulation of nuclear pre-mRNA domain-containing protein 1B. Gene Ontology annotation, cellular component: RNA polymerase II, holoenzyme. Gene Ontology annotation, molecular function: RNA polymerase II complex binding. The record is from RefSeq and is a predicted model, not a curated record. Gene Ontology annotation, biological process: mRNA 3'-end processing. NCBI's taxonomy places the organism in Eukaryota, Metazoa, Arthropoda, Branchiopoda, Diplostraca, Daphniidae. Bases 146 to 1219 code for a protein of 357 amino acids. The transcript is spliced from 5 exons.